Molecule: messenger RNA, 273 nt
Organism: Pieris macdunnoughi
Lineage: Eukaryota; Metazoa; Arthropoda; Insecta; Lepidoptera; Pieridae
Source: the annotation of a GenBank genome assembly
AUGCCAAACUUCUGGCCACCUAGUGAUCCUAUCAAUAGCUGUAAGGCAGUAGCGGUAUUCGUCGCAGGUUGGGAGUGGUCCAAUGAUGUCCAUAUGAACAUGAGAAAACCGACCAGAUGGGGUGUCGAAGUUUCCAAGAGGAGCGGAAUUGUGUCUCGACACUUUGGCAACGCUAGACCUCACACAUCUUUAGCCACUCGGCAAAAAUUAAGAGAGCUUGGCUGGAAGAGGACUGCCAAAGUUUUCGAACAAAAUGGUACCUACAUACUUUAG